AUUUCCAUUUUUCCAAUAGAUAAAUAAAUAAUAAAUAAAUAUAAAAAUAAAUGUUCAUCUUCGUAUAAAUUUGACUUCUCUCACAGUUAAAAUCCUUUUCUUUUGCCGGAGAGCUCUCAGAAAAAUCACGAAUUCCCCCCUUUUUUUCACACACAGAAUGCGCGCAUUUAUUAGCGCGAUAUGAUUGAUGAUUAUAUAAAAUCGGUUUGUGAAUCUCCAUGGAAUAGAAGGAGAUUCAAUGCAGUAAUUGGCGAGGAAAGCAAUUUUUUAUUUAAUCUAAUUUAAUUUAUUACUGAGAAAGAGGGAUGGUGGGUGGUUGAUGGGGUUUCUCCUCCUUUUCACGCUUUCUCUAUCUAGAAUGAGUUUCUUCUCUCUCUAGACUUCUAUUGUGGUGGAUAUUUUGCGAGGGAGAUAUAUGAUCGCGUGCGAUCAGUUUCUUCUGCUCUCGUCAUUGUAAAUUAGCUCGCGAAAGAGAAAAAACCUACAAAAAUUCACAGUAUCGUCUUGGAUCUCCAUAUUUCGGAGAGAUGGGGGCGUGUGUUUCCCGGCCGGAAAAUUGCGUCGGGUUUAAAUCCGGCGGUUCGAGGAGGAAGAUGAGCAUGAAGCGAAGAAGGGCUUUGAAGAAGAGUGCGGCCGCUUCUAAUUAUUUGUCCGAUCGAUCAUCGGAGAAGCUUCCAUCUCUGCCUGCUGAUCGUAACCUCAAUAACCUGCCUCUCAAUGGAAGUGGUGAAGAAGCGUGGUUCGAUCCUGCUGCUUCCCUGGAAUCUGACUGGAGUGAUGAAGAUUUUCAAAGCAUCCCCGAUGAUGUGCUCUCUCUAAGCGGUUUGGAUGGAGCAUCCACGAUGAGCUUUGCUUCUCAUAGAGAUACUAACCAAAUAAAUGGUGAUGUAAGCGUGCAGCAUGUCUCGUCUUUUGAUCACCCCGAGGAGUCUUGUAAUGGCAGCUCAGCGCGCAAUUCUGUCAGCGUAGCAGCUAAAAGCUCAGUCUUUCCGGGUGCUUCUGACUUGAAACUGAAAUCCGGCGAGCUGCAGAGCGGAACUACGCCCGUAUUUGUGGAUGAAAUUUCCUCAUCGACUGGGGAAACUGCUGGAGGUGACGACAGUAUAUUGGUCAAUUGUGGACUUCUUCCAAAUAAUUGUUUGCCUUGUCUAGCUUCAACUGUUCACACCGAUGAAAAGAGAAGAUCACUUAGCUCUAGUCCGAGAAAAAAAGCUGCCUUGAAACUACCCUUCAAGUGGAAGGAAGGACAUCCUGCAGCGGCUUUAUUUUCGUCAAAGGCGGUGCUGCAAAGACCUAUUGCUGGUUCCCAAGUGCCUUUCUGCCCCUUGGGGAAGAGAGUGCCCGAUAGUUGGUCGGAUGUUGAGCCAGGGACUUUUAGAGUCAGGGGAGUGAACUAUUUUAGGGAUAAAAAGAAGGAUUUGGCUCCCAAUUGCGCUGCAUACUAUCCUUUUGGUCUUGAUGUGUUUUUAUCUCAGAGAAAAAUUCAACAUAUUGCUCGAUUUGUGGAACUUCCUUCUGUAAAUUCUUCUGGGAAACUCCCACCGAUGCUUGUUGUAAAUGUUCAGAUACCAUUAUAUCCGGCAACAUUUUUUCAGGGUGAAACAGACGGGGAAGGAAUAAGCUUUGUUUUGUAUUUUAAGCUGUCUGAAAGCUUUGCAAAGGACCUUCCAACCCAUUUUGUAGAAAAUAUUAGGAGGUUGAUUGAUGAUGAAGUGGAAAAGGCUAAAGGUUUUCGUGCUGAAACAAGUGUACCCUUCAGAGAAAGACUAAAGAUAUUGGGUCGAGUAGCAAACGUGGAUGACCUUCCUCUGAGUGCUGCAGAGAGGAAGCUGAUGCACGCCUACAACGAGAAACCUGUACUUUCACGUCCUCAACACGACUUUUAUUUGGAAGAAAAUUAUUUUGAGAUCGAUUUGGACAUGCAUAGAUUCAGCUACAUCUCGAGAAAAGGGUUCGAGACAUUUCUUGAUAGGCUAAAGCUGUGUGUCUUGGAUUUUGGGUUGACAAUUCAGGGUAACAAAGUUGAAGAGUUGCCAGAGCAGAUUUUAUGUUGUAUACGGUUAAAUGAGAUCGAUUAUAUAAAUUAUCAUCAACUUCUGUUUUCCGAAGAAACCAUGGAUUAGUAACUGUGAUAAUGAUGGAUGAAUGCAGUUUUUUUACAUGGAAAAUUUCUUGUCCA
This is a messenger RNA of Salvia miltiorrhiza (redroot sage), 2179 nucleotides long. RefSeq lists its product as uncharacterized. The record is from RefSeq and is a predicted model, not a curated record. NCBI's taxonomy places the organism in Eukaryota, Viridiplantae, Streptophyta, Magnoliopsida, Lamiales, Lamiaceae. The transcript has 9 exons. Bases 528 to 2123 code for a protein of 531 amino acids.